AUGAUCAUGCUUAUUGUCUUCCGUGCACUUUCAGGCAUUGGAGGUGGUGGUAUCAUCACUUCUGCCAUGAUUGUUGUAACUGAUGUGGUCUCUCUAGAAAAACGCGGUGCUUAUCAGGGCUUCAUUGGCAUGGUUGUUUCUUUUGCCAAUGCCCUUGGACCUCUGAUCGGUGGUAUAUUUACGGAAAAAGUGUCGUGGAGAUGGUGCUUUUCACAGUAUAUCAACAUUCCAUUGACGAGUGUUGCCCUUGUUGUCGCAGUAUUUGCUCUCCCAUUAAAGCCAGUGACAGUGUGCAAGAAGCUUCAGUUCAAGCAGAUUGACUAUCUAGGAUGCACCGCAAUGCUGCUCUCUGCCGUGUUGAUAUUAUUGCCGAUAUCCUGGGGAGGAACCCAAUAUGCCUGGAAUUCAGCAGCAGUGAUUGCUCCGUUAGUCAUCGGCAUAGUGUCUCUCGGAGUUUUCAUCUUGGUGGAAAUCAAAAUAGCAGCCCUUCCACUGAUCCCAAUGCAUAUUUUCAAAAUUCCAACUGUGGCCGGUGCAUCGACUGUCUCCUUCUUCUCAGGAUUCAUGUUCUAUGCUAACCUAUACUAUUUGCCCCAAUUCUUUCAAGUUAUCUUAUCCGCCUCUCCCAUCAAGUCUGGUGUUCUUCUCCUGCCUCUUAUCGUUAUUCAGUCUAUAGUAUCCUUUACAUCAGGCUUUAUAGUCUCCAAAACAGGAAACUAUACCAUCAAUCUACGUGUUGGAUUUAUCAUCUGGACCAUCGCUUGCGGCCUGCUUUCCACAAUCAAUCCCAACACUUCCAUUGCCAAAUUGGUUGGGUACCAGAUUCUGAGCGGCGUUGGCUCAGGACAGACGUUCCAGACGGCUUUGAUAGCCAUUCAAGCCGGAGUGAAGACAAAUGAAAUGGCUGUUGCCACUUCCACUCGAAAUUUCGUUCUUCAAACUGAGCUAUCAUCUGUCAUCUCAGUCAGUGCUUUGAAAGCCAUCGUCGCCGAUCCCACUCAAAUAAGCUCUACUUCAUUAGGGCUCACUGGAUCUCAGAAAUCAGCCGCGAUCCAGGCAUAUACACAUGGAAUUCGAAAUAUCUACUAUUUCAUGGUUGCGUGCUGCUUUAUCUCGUUCUUACUCUCUGUCUAUCCAGUGCGUGGACAAAGUCUGAAGCGGGAAGACGACGCAAAGAGACAGGAAGAAGGCAAGCAAUGGGCUGUGAAAAAUAAAGGCAUCAUUGGGAUAAGAGGGAAGAAGAACCCCGAAUCUUCGCCUAAGAAGAUCGAGGAGGGACUUACUGAGGUCACAAAGCCUAAAACGUAG
Messenger RNA from Penicillium taxi, 1308 nucleotides. RefSeq lists its product as uncharacterized. The coding region runs from base 1 to 1308 and encodes 435 amino acids. Gene Ontology annotation, biological process: transmembrane transport. The transcript is spliced from 9 exons. Gene Ontology annotation, molecular function: transmembrane transporter activity. Lineage: Eukaryota; Fungi; Ascomycota; Eurotiomycetes; Eurotiales; Aspergillaceae. The record is from RefSeq and is a predicted model, not a curated record.